Messenger RNA from Drosophila willistoni, 2977 nucleotides. Its product is annotated as netrin-B. Lineage: Eukaryota; Metazoa; Arthropoda; Insecta; Diptera; Drosophilidae. The transcript has 7 exons. The record is from RefSeq and is a predicted model, not a curated record. Gene Ontology annotation, molecular function: protein binding. The coding region runs from base 181 to 2736 and encodes 851 amino acids.
UUUUUGCUUUUUCUUUUUUUUUUUUUUGAGUUUUCUAUUGUUUCCUCCUGUACGAUUCUUGUCGAUCCUCGCGCGCGCCUCUCCGUGUGUGUGUGUGAGGAAAAGAGAGAGAGAGAGAGACCGCUUUGCAUUGCGGGUAAUUGAUAACUACCAUAUAGAAAGUGCUUUCGAGUAGAAACUAUGACCGGGCAACGAUUUUAUCGACUGUACUUGCCCCUGCUCGUCAGCCUAUUCCUGAUUAUUGGCCCGAUCUUGACAGCCUCACAGCAGCAGGAUCCUUGCUAUUACGAUGGCAAGCCGCGUAAGUGUCUGCCAAGUUUUGUGAAUGCUGCCUAUGGCAAUCCCGUGAUGGCAUCCAGCGUAUGCGGUGCCCAGCAGCCGGAACGUUAUUGUGAACUCCAACGGGAUGGGAAUCUGGGCGAAUGUCGCAUGUGCGAACGUCCAAAGAGCAGCAGCAGCUUCAGCGGCAACAGCCACGGAGAAUCUCAUCGAUUUGCUACCUCCGCUCUGACAGAUUUGAAUAAUCCCAGCAAUGUCACUUGCUGGCGAUCGGCUGGAGUGAAUGUGCCCCAUGACCCGGAUACUGCGCCACCAGAUAAUGUCACAUUGACGCUAUCGCUGGGCAAAAAAUAUGAGCUAACUUAUAUAUCGCUUUCGUUUUGCCCGAAAUCACCAAGGCCCGAUUCAUUGGCCAUAUACAAGAGUUCUGAUUUUGGGCAGACCUGGCAACCCUUUCAAUUCUAUAGUUCACAAUGCCAAAAGUUCUAUGGGCGCCCAGAUCGGGCCAAAAUAAGCAAGUUCAAUGAACAGGAGGCACGUUGCAUGAACUCUCAACACGAUGCCGGCGGUGGGGGAGGAGGCGCUCAAAGAUUUGCAUUCAAUACACUCGAAGGUCGCCCGUCGGCAAAUGAUUUGGACUCUUCGCUGGUUCUUCAGGAUUGGGUCACAGCCACAGAUAUUCGUGUUGUGUUCCAUCGCCUGGAAUUGCCGCCACAGCUUCUUCUACUCAAUCGCGAGAAGAUGAGGAGCAAAAAUGCCAACAGCUUUAGCGAUGAAAUGGAUGAAGAAGAGGAACUUGAACUGGACGAUCGGGAUGAUGAAUACGAUUACAAUUUGCAAGAUAAUGACAGCAGUGUCGGCCAUUACGAUGAGGAGGAAUAUGAAGAGCCCAAAAAACAUCUCGAACUGGAGGAUGAUCUUCAUUUGGAUUAUGCCAAUGAUGGUGGACAAACUGAUAAUGGUGCCGGGGGAAAGCGUUUAGCCAAACAGAAGGAAAAACAACAUUAUCAAAGUAAAUUAUCAGCCACAAGUUCGACCACCCCAUCACCAGGACAAGCCGGACCACCCGGAUCGCCAUCGGAUGCAGCAAAGACCACACCAUCUGUUGGCCCCGCCAGCAAACAGCAGCAGCAGCAGCAACAGCAGCAACAACAGCAACUGGGAGCAAUUGCCACCCUAAAAUCGGUUAGCAUCGACGAUUCCUCCUCCAUAACGCAGCAUUAUGCAGUUUCCGAUUUCGCCGUCGGCGGACGUUGCAAGUGCAAUGGCCAUGCCUCCGAAUGUGUGGCAACUAUUACCCCUGCCAGCCAUUCCCAUUCGCACUCUAGUGAUCCCUCAGAUGAUGUCCCAGAUGAUGAUAUGCCAGUUCACAGCCAUUUCAGGCGACUACCAUCUGUCGCCUCAUCAAACACAGCGCUCAAUGCCAAACUGACAAUGACCUGUGCCUGCAAACACAAUACGGAUGGACCCGAAUGCGAGCGAUGCAAAAAUUUCUACUUCGACCGUCCCUGGGGGCGAGCAACCGACAGUGAUGCCAACGAAUGCAAGAUGUGCCAAUGUAAUGGACAUGCACGACGUUGUCGCUUCAAUUUGGAAUUAUAUAAACUAUCUGGCCGAGUAUCUGGAGGAGUUUGUUAUAAUUGUCAACACGAUACAACGGGUCGUUAUUGUCAUUAUUGCCGUGAGGGUUAUUAUCGUGAUGCCACCAAGCCGCCAAAUCAUCGUAAAGUCUGCAAACGUUGCGAUUGCCAUCCAGUUGGUUCAACGGGCAAGACCUGCAAUCAUUUGAGUGGUCAGUGUCCAUGCAAGGAAGGCGUCACUGGCUUGACCUGCAAUCGGUGUGCUCGUGGCUAUCAACAGACACGCUCCCAUGUGGCGCCCUGCAUCAAAGUGCCAACCAAUGCGAAUAUGAUACAAGCCGAGAGUGCUGCCGGUGGCGGUGGAGGAGGCGGUGGCAGUGGUUCCAAUGGUGACUAUAAAGAUGGCAGCGGUUCACAGGCCGAGGAAAUGAAAAAAUAUUGCGGCAAAUGUAAGGCCAGUCCCAAGAAAUUAAAUCUAAAUAAAUUUUGCAUGGAAGAUUAUGCCAUUUUGGCAAAGGUAAUUGGCCAUGAUCGCGCCUCACAGGACAUUAGCACAGAGAAGUUCUCGAUUGAACGGCAAAAUGAGAUUUACAAAUAUGAAAUAAAUAUACAGACAAUUUUCAAAAGGAAUCCCAUGUCAGGCACAACCAGCUCCUUGCUGGGUCGUGGCAAUAUGAUGUUGCUGGUGCCACGAAAAAGCAUCGAGUGCCAGUGUCCCAAAAUCAAGUUAAACAAAUCAUAUCUCAUACUAGGACGCGAUUCGGAGGCAGCGCCUGGCUAUUUGGCCAUCGGUCCCAGUUCAGUUGUCUUGGAAUGGAAGGAUGAGUGGUCGUUGCGCAUGAAACGCUUCCAGCGGCGAGCUCGCAAAUGCAGUUGAAUCGAACCGGAAACGGAAUAUGUCAGAGCGGAUUUCAAUUUCAUACACUUGGCUAGGUAUCGGUUUUUGUAUAAAUUGUACAGUUUACUCAAGUUUCUGACCUUCUUCGGCAUCAUGCUAUAAAUUGAAUAAUCCAGCUAAAACAAACAAACAAAAAAAAAAUACAAAAAAAAAUAACAAAAAAAAUACAAAAAAAUAUCCAAUAUCACAAAACUAUACAACACAAAGAAAAAAAGCAAGA